ACUACCGCUGCCGAAUGAGCGGUGUUGCCACGUUUCUCAGCAUGGCUAAUACUAGAGUCGGCUGUGAAAACGAUCGUCGCAUAUUUGUCGUUUGAACAACAAGCAAGUGAACAUUUGCCAAGUAUCGUACCGUUAAUAUCCGGCGAAUUUCGUAACAGUCGCGUCCGGCAAAAUGUGCGAGAGGAUUAUGGCCCGCAUCGUCGUGUAAUCAUAACAUACCCCGACCGGUGUUCAAGAACCGAAAUAAUGCGAGGUGAACAAGUAUGAAAUAUUAAACAUGUCUCAUGGCUGGAGGCAGGGGCAACAACAAGCAAAGUGGAAAUUUAGACAGAAUACAUCAAUGGCUCUAUUGCCAUCAGCUUUAUGCUUCUGUCAAGCCUGAACUCCCUUCCAGUGAAACAUUUAAAAAACACCAGGAUAUAGAAAACGGUCGAAUUGUUGCAAAAAGCCUUGGCGAUCUUCAAGAUAAUAUUUCGAGCAUAUUUACGGACUCCUUGUAUUGUGAUUUUAACAUAAUACAUGGACAUAAUAUAAUAAGAACAAACCAGUGUAUCGUUAAAACAAGAGCCCCACAUUUUUACAAGGUCCUCAGGCCUUAUUUUAUACACAUUAACAGUCGCAUUGACUGUAUCAUUGAUAAACUGGAAAUUUUUCAUCAUAUAGAAGGCUUUGUGAGGCUUCUAUAUAGCAAUUCAAACGUUUCGAAAAAAGAACAGUUACUGGUGCGACGUAUUUUGAGUACUUAUACUUUGCAACUCGUGAAUCCACCCUCUGAUAACAAUAAAGCAGCAGACAUCGAUAAAAGAUAUGUGGAUUGCACAACCGGAGAUUGUCGCACGGAAGACAUUGAAAGCGUGAGAAAUGUGAGAGAAUAUGCUACCGUGGAUGUAAGUCCCACUGUGUCCGAUAUGGCUGAUUCUGGUUUGGAAACUGGUUCCGUAAGCCCGCACGAGAAUACCGCAUCGGAGAAUUCGAGUACCGAUUUCGAGGAGCUACAAGUCACGGAAUACACCUCCGGAAACGAUGAAUUAGAUAAGAUACGCGGCAGGCGUGCACGUAACAAGGAUCCGAAAGCGGUUCAAGAUAACGAAUGCUGUAAUUCGACCAACAAUUAUAACAGCGCGUGCCACGCGAAGGACCUGGGGGAUUCAGGUCUGAUGGAAUGUAGUUCGAACGAUCAUAGCACAACGAGCUGUUCCCUCGACGGGAAACGGCUCCAGCUGGAUUCCUCUAGUUCGUCGACGGGCAACCCUCAAAACGACAAGUCGCGUGCGGAUGAAAUUUUUCAAUACGAGAAUCAAGUACUUAGCGAUCCGUUUUACGAGUCGGACUGCGCCAGCGAUGAGAAUGAGUCGUUUGAAUUCAUUCACCUUGGCAACGCGUCCUCGGCGAUCAGCGACGCGGAGAAAAGUUGCGCGGCGAAGGAGUCGGCACGAAAGUCGCAGGAUGAGAAGAUGUAUCAUUCCGAUUGCUCUCAGCUUGGAAAUACGCGGACGGAGAACGCGAAUCACGAAUUACCACACGAUAUACGCAACGCGAUAAAAAGUUCCUGUAAUACAAGUAAUUAUUACUUCAUCGACGCAUCGACUCUUAACGAUGAGGUAGAGAUUCCAUCUGGAAACUUGAUUAAAAAUCAAUGUUACGACGAAAAAGUGCAACCAUAUGCUUCCUCUUCUAAAUAUAUUACAAACACGUCGAACGAACUGGCCGGCGAACAAUGUCACAAAUUCACAUCCCUUAAAGCGACUAAUCUGCAGACCGGCCACGAAAGGAUAGCAGAAUUCGAGAGAGAGCUGAAGCUUACUGAGUAUCUGGAACCGCUUGGGGAUACGCGGAAAGUGCGAAGAACUGAUUCUACUUCCGAGGACAAAAUAAAUACCGAGGUAAAGAAAGAAUGUUUAGUUGUAGAAAUUAAGGAAGCUGACAGCGGCGAAAGUGCGCAUCCUUCUCCUUGUCCUGACAAUAAUAAAAAUAUAAAUAACGAUCGACAUGUUGUAUCGCGUGUAAACAGCGGUAAUAACUCGAGCGCAGCGAUAGAUGCGAAAAAAGAAACGAACGAUACCGAGGAAACGAACGAUAAAGAUGCGAAUCUGGCGGACGAUACACGUCGACCUUCCCUUAUCAGAAGGAAUACAUUUGAGCUGGACUCGAAUGACGAGAAGCUUUCUGUAUUGAGGCAAGAAUAUGAACGACGACAAGGUAAUCUCGUGUUUCAGAAUGCAAUACCUCAAUACUCGGGACAUCGCGUCGACGGUGAUUCGUGUUUCAACCCACCCGAGGAACCAUCGAUACCGAUAAACAACGUGCUAAAUAAAUUUACAGUAGACGUUCAAAUACCGACCAGUAGCCAAUAUCACAUGUUGCCGUAUCUUUCAUUAGAUAACGGGAAAUAUGAGAUUAACCAGACACCACCGGAGAACAAUAAUUCGAGUAGCGGUAAAAACAAUCUGGUUUAUCCGGUAACGAAAAGCGCCAGCGAUGAAGUUGUUACUGAUUGUAAUGCGGAAUUGGACGAUGAGAUGACCAACGGCAGUAGCAGCUUGCCUGUGACGUUAAGUUGCAUCAUCGACAAAGACAGCAGAACAGACACGCUGAAGAAAACUAAAUGCGUUGAGACUAUGCCCAUUAUUUCCGGCGGAGUCAGCACUUCGGACUAUUCUAAGCCUACUGAUAGUCCUACUGUGCGUCGAAAAACGGAAUCAACGCCGAUAGUCUCCGGUGGUUCCGUUAUCAUGAACGAACCAGAAGUAAGAAGAGCCAGGUCUGCGAAAAUGUCUUCGUCAUUGACAGCGUGGGUGGUCGACAUGAGCGAUUGUAGUAAUAAAAAUGAGAUCAAGGUCGCGAACAGUACCGGCGCAGGAAUGUCACAAAGUUUUUCAAGUUCAGAAUGUGUAAAGAAGCCGCCGGUGAGAAAAGUGAGCAAUCACGAGAAACAUGGUAGCUUAGGAUUUUUUGUUAAUUUAAAAGAUAUGGAUAACAAACCCAUCGCGCAGCAACAGAGUCAUUCGAUAGAGAAGAAGGAGCAAAACGGAUGCAGCAAAUCGUACUGUGAAUUCUACGUCGACAUGUCUAGUAACAAUGUAUUGAAGAAUAAAAAACCGGAGCUCGAAGAGGUAAUUGCUAAACCGGAAAAACCUAUUGAAAGUAUCGAUAAGAAAAAUAUUUUCUCAAUGUUUAUUGAUCUAAGUGAUCCGCCGAAGAAUAAAGAAAGUACUGUGCAUCCUUCACACAGAAGAAGUCUUUCUACGUUCUCUGACAAACAAGUGGAGACGAAAUUGGAUGACGUUAACUCCAGCGAGAGCAGUACAGCUACAAAAGAGGAUCAAUCGUCGACCGAGCAGAAAUGUGUCAGAGAAAAAGCUAAACCGAGUGUCUUCAUGUACAUAGAGUCUGACUCGCCGGUGGUAAGGAGAAGAACUUUAUCCUCAUCCCGACCAGCAUUUAAACGACAUUCCUGGAACGUCGAUAAGACGCAGACUGUCAACAAUAAUUCUAACAAUGGUAACAACGGACACGUAGCAAAAGAGAUAAUGUUUAGAAAGGAACAUAAACGUGCGCAUAGUCUGUCCGUAGAUCGGGGAGAUUUGAAAAGAUUGCAAGCGAAGCCCAGUUGUUCCAGUCAUUCUCUGAACGACUCAAGAGUAGACGCUGUCACCCAGAAGAACUCUAAACCGUUUCAAGAAGGAAACAAUGGUCCCAGCAAUAUGGACACGUCUUCGGAAGAUGUUUUCGAGUUCGACGUGAGAGAUACACCUCCUAAUUCUCACGUUGAAGUGAUCAACGAGGAACUUCGGGUCAGUGUAAAGGAGCACGAGUACACGGAAUUGAAUACUGAAAGAACAAUUGAAAAUCUGAACGCUGCCGAUAUUAAAGUGUACGAGGACGAGUAUUCGGAGACAUCUGCGUGGGAGAAAACGUGUACUGAGAGCACCGAGGGGCAAACGCGGAAAAGUGAGACGUUCGACAUCAGUAGUGGCAGCGGUCCAUCCCCUGAUAGCGAUAAUCAUGAUUAUGAAUUAAAUGAACUGUUGAACGGAGAAGUGCCAAACAUAAAUCGACCACAAGUAGUUCCUGCUGUAGGUAGUAAAAUAUUGGAAUCCCGUAAAUCCCUGCAUGAGACUAUUAAAAAAAUAGAGAGCGAGUUUGUGAAGGAUUACGUGAAGUCGGAGACGGCUUACGAGGAUUAUAACGUAGCGUCGAAGAAAAAUGAAAGAACUACACUAAAAACAACAUCCAACUUUGUUCGAUUAUCGGAUCUAGAUAAAACACCUGUAGCGUCUCAAUCGGCGGAUAUAUUGUCUGUGAAAGAAGAGAGGAGCAGCUAUCGUAUGUGCAACAGUAUUCCGGAGACUUCCUGGAUUGAAAGUAAAUUGGUGAUGUCCAGGACUAAUGGAUCUGUUAGACCGCUACCUAGGAAGUUUAGCUCAAUCAUGAGUACCUCGCUUCCAUCUAAACAAAAGUCUCCUCUUGAAGAACUGACAGGAGAAUACGAUGGGGAGGGAAUCAUAUCGGAAUCCGAUCUAAGUAGUAUGCAGAGCAGCAUGGGUCGUUCUGGCGCUGGGAGUACAGAGGAAACCGAAACAUCCAGUUUAGCAGGAAGCAGACCGUACAAUAGAUUAGGGGAAGAUUUGCUAAGAAUGUUCUUAGAAGAAAUUAAUCCAGACGUAACGAUCGAUGUAGCUGGACGUCGCAUAAGAGCGCACAAGUGUAUAUUGAGUUCUCGUUGCCAAUACUUCGCUGCAAUACUUAGCGGCGGAUGGAUCGAAAACGCUGGGAAUGUUAUUUCUCUGCAAGGAUACUCCUACGAUGCGGUGCAUUUUGCAUUGUGUCACAUAUACAGCGGAGAAAGUAAUAUACCGGACUCCAUAAGUAUAGUGGAACUAGCUACUUUAGCUGAUAUGUUAUGCCUGGAAGGUCUCAAGGAAAUUAUCGAAUAUACGCUUAAAGUAAAAUAUUGUCACCUAUUCCACAAGCCCUGUCAAAUAUGCGCUGUUGGGGUAUUGGAGUGUAUGCCAUUAGCAGCAGCUUACGGUCUCGACGAAGUGUACAGAAAAUCACUUCGAUGGGUAACGAGACACUUCGUGCGCAUAUGGCCAUGUAAGGCAUUCGCGACGCUUCCAAAAGAACUCAUGGCAAAGUGUUAUCGUCAACAUAUUGUGCAUAUGUCUACAGAUAACGUGCUUCAAACGAUGAUGGACUGUGAUAAACUCCUGGCAACUUUGCCAAACGUUCGUUGGGCUGAACCAGUGUUCAGAAUGGUUUCGAAUCUGUUGGAGACUUCGGUGAAGUUCUUAUCUGAUAAUUUCUCGGCAGUCCUGGGAAAUGAGAACUUCCAAUCUCUAGGCCGAGAGUUAACGUGGAACAUCAGCCGACUGGAGGACAAUUUCUUAGCUGCCGCCGAACGUUUGCCCCCCGAACAAGCGUGUAAGAGUUACUCGAAAUUGCACAAAAUGUUGACCUCGGCACAGCAAGACGAAGCUCAGGAUAAGAUCAAGUGGGGACCUUUGUUCAUCGAUUUCUUGAAGAAAAUUCAAAGCCGAGUGGAGAAGUGUCUGGUCAGAGAUGCAACGCGAGCCGCGAGAACAACCACAUGGCUAAAAAUGGACUUGGAGCUUCGACGUAGAAUACAAGAAUUAGCUUGUUUAGUAAUUUUACCUCAUGAAACAACAAAACGACCAUCGAGACAUUCUAAUUUUAUAAACGAACCUAGACCAGCGUCGAGUCGUCCAAGGCUCACAAAUAGAAGCCUGGACUUGAAACGUGUGAAAAUGGUUAUAUCGGAACAUAAUCAUAGAACCUUGAAGCAAAUGACAGUGACGCAACCGCAACCGCCGCCGCAGCAACAGCAACAACAGCAGCAACAACAACCGAAGAAAGUUCUUAACAAACCGAAGAGCGAUCCAAUGGAACGUAAAAUGCAAAAUGAUAAGCAAAGCACUACGGAUACAAGCAGACCGAAAUCAUGGCCUAAUAAAUUAGAGGUAAAGUCAAGGUACUUGGAACCUAGGAACAAAUCUGUUCCAAAGGAAACCACACAGCCGGCGCAUCCAGAAAAAGUUAUGGUACAACAACGACGAAAAAUAAUGAUAUCAUCUUCAGAUUCGUCUCGUACAUCUAGUCCUGCAAUGAAACGGGCUACCGAGAAGAAGCCAUUAGCUAAAAUAAAGUUGCCCAUAAAGAAGGAUGUGAAGGCUCUUUCCUCGGAUAGUUUAACGGAAUCUAACACCAGCCGUAUAAAUACAAAGAAAGACUCGAUCAGCAAGAGUUGCGGUAUAACGCGACCCGAGUCUCCGUCUUUUAAACAAAAAAAUGCUGAAAUAGGCUUGUCUGUGGAUUCUUUAGCGGAAUCAAAGAACAAGCCUGCAGUUGUUAAGAAGCCCAAUAAGAUGGACACUUCGAUGUCGACAGACAGUCUUAUGACAGAGAUGACAACAACGCCCAAAUCGAACACGUCAAACAAGCUUUCACCAACUUUAGGAAAGACGACAAAAAAACCACAACCGCCUACUUGCGACAAAGGGGGAAAGAAGAGUUCACCACCCGUGCAACAAAGGAGUCCACUCACGGUGACAAGAAGACCACGAAGAUCGUUAGAGAGUUCUACCGCAGCUAGUAGGAGCAGAGCUGCAGCUAUUAGUGCUUAUCACUUACGGAGAAAUCUUCUAGACGCUGCAAAAACGCCGGAUGUUCCAAGUAAGUCUUUGAAUAAUGUGUCAUCUAAACCCGCGAAUACAAGGCCGGUUACGCAAUCGAUGGUUAAUCACCCAACGGUAAUGAGAGAAAGGAAAGAAGGAGCAAUGAAUCAACAGGGUUCCGAAAGCCCUAGCAAAAGAUCUUCCCCUAAAUCAUCUGGCAAUAAUAGAAUGAAUAAACCUGCGACCGCUAACAAAAGGACGACUGUCAAUAAGACUUCUUCCGAUGAAAAAGCUAAAAAUAAGUGCCAUAAUGGGGAGGUUCCGAAACAGCCUACGGUGGGUUCCAGGUCAGGAACCUUUCUAAAAGAUGAGCCCACGAUUCUUAAAAAGGCAGACGUUAAAUCAUCUCACAUUAACACUUAAAUUUACGGACUGGUCGCCACGCACGUGGCACCAUUAGCUUUACGAUUAUACAUAUGAAACUAUUGUCUUUAACUGCAAACUCGUGAUAACUCCAACCGCGGAAUCGUACUAUGUGUAAAGAUAGAGUUAUAAUAUAAUCUUAAUUUAAAGCAAGUUGCAAUUGACAUUAUACAUCAAAGGGAAUAUAUUUACAAAAAUGCAUUUAUUAGAUAUACCGAAAAGUGCUAUGAUUUUUUUGUAACGUUGAAGGGAUAACUGCAAGGUGAAAUGCGGCACAACGGGCGUGCGAGUUUAGAAUGUUUAUGUAUGUAUAUUUGUUCUUUGUUUAAUUCAAUCACCUUGAUCUCCGGUUAAGUAGAAAUACAGAAUCUUAGAGACGUCUCGAGUAAUGUUGAGUAAGCUUUAACUUCGAUUAAAAAUAUUACGCAACUAAGAUAUCGAUGAGAAAAAAA
Ceratina calcarata is the source of this 7510-nucleotide messenger RNA. RefSeq lists its product as uncharacterized. Gene Ontology annotation, molecular function: protein binding. The record is from RefSeq and is a predicted model, not a curated record. Bases 285 to 7058 code for a protein of 2257 amino acids. Lineage: Eukaryota; Metazoa; Arthropoda; Insecta; Hymenoptera; Apidae. The transcript is spliced from 10 exons.